Molecule: messenger RNA, 1020 nt
Organism: Eleginops maclovinus (Patagonian blennie)
Lineage: Eukaryota; Metazoa; Chordata; Actinopteri; Perciformes; Eleginopidae
Product: forkhead box protein A1-like
Exons: 2
Coding region: 1-1020 (339 amino acids)
Biological process (GO): regulation of transcription by RNA polymerase II; anatomical structure morphogenesis; cell differentiation
Molecular function (GO): DNA-binding transcription factor activity, RNA polymerase II-specific; RNA polymerase II cis-regulatory region sequence-specific DNA binding
Source: RefSeq, a predicted model, not a curated record
AUGCUGGGUCCGGUGAAGAUGGAAGGGCACGAGGCUCCGGACUGGAGCGGAUACUACAACGAGGAGGUCUACUCUCCAAUGGCAGGCGGUGGGAUGGGUUCUAGUCUGGGAAUGGGCUCCAUGUCGGGCUACAUGUCGGGCGGCGGGACGUCGGGUUCCUUCAACAUGUCAUACGGAUCCGGGCUAAGUCCGGGAGGGGGGAUGGGACCAGGCCCAGUGUCCAUGACUGGCCUCGGGGGGGGCGGGACCAUGAGCCCCCCCAUGAGCUCGGCCCAGCAGGUGAACCUGAACCAUUACAGUGCCGUGAGUCCGAGCCCCGGCCUGUAUGGAGGAGGUGGGGGGGGCAGGAAGGCGUUCCGGCGCAGCUUCCCUCAUGCCAAGCCGCCGUACUCCUACAUUUCGCUCAUCACCAUGGCGAUCCAGCAGGCGCCCAGCAAGAUGCUGACGCUCAGCGAGAUUUACCAGUGGAUCAUGGACCUGUUCCCCUUCUACCGGCAGAACCAGCAGCGCUGGCAGAACUCCAUCCGACACUCGCUCUCCUUCAACGACUGUUUCGUCAAGGUCUCUCGCUCGCCUGACAAACCGGGGAAGGGCUCCUAUUGGACGCUGCACCCGGACUCCGGGAACAUGUUCGAGAAUGGCUGCUACCUGCGGCGCCAGAAGAGGUUCAAAUGCGACAGGAAGCCAGGGAAGGAGGGGGGGGCGUCUCCAUCAGAUAAACCAGGACCCCCAGACCCCCCCCCCUCCAGCCAGGCCCCACCCCUCGGCCUGGCCCCGCCCCCCGGCCUGGACCUGAAGCUCCUCCCCCCCCACAUGGAUCUGAAGGACCACUACGCCUUCGACCACCCGUUCUCCAUCAGCAACCUGAUGUCCUCGGAGCAGAGCAAGCUGGACCUGAGGGCCUAUGAGGCCCUGCAGUACUCAUACAGCGGGGGGACUGGGGCCCGUGGCCCCGAAACGCUGGAGCCUAACUACUACCAGGGGGGGGGUUACCCCCGCCCACUCAUCAAUACCUCAUAG